This is a messenger RNA of Pseudovirgaria hyperparasitica, 474 nucleotides long. RefSeq lists its product as uncharacterized. Bases 1 to 474 code for a protein of 157 amino acids. Lineage: Eukaryota; Fungi; Ascomycota; Dothideomycetes; Acrospermales; Acrospermaceae. The record is from RefSeq and is a predicted model, not a curated record. The transcript has a single exon.
AUGUCUGUCAUUGUCACUGUCAGUGUCAGUGUCACUACCAUCACUACCACUGCCACAGUCAUUGUUGUCAUUGUCCCUAAUCACCACAAGUCGCCGCAAGCGUCACAGCGCCGUUCCAGAACAAUGGUCAACUCUGAAACAGCCGCGCGAGAGGCUUGUGCAGUGUCUUUGUGCUUUGUGGGGACCUCCCUCAAUCACGCCCACGGACAUCUGGGGUCCCUGCCACUUGUCACCCUGACCUGGGCCAGCCAUUCACUUCACCUCCCUCUCCCUAAAGAAAAAGCCAUGAGCUGCAGUAUUCAACCAACUCAAAAAGUCCGCAUCAAGAAUAUAGUUCACCUCCUGCACUCACGGCCCGCAGCUGUUAUUGCUCCGGAGCCUGCAAGUGCAAGGUACUUUUCACAUUCUGCACUGCUGCACCUCCUUCACUUCCAAUCGGCAAUCGCGACCGUUUGCUCCACAGCACCACAUUAG